Molecule: messenger RNA, 777 nt
Organism: Dimorphilus gyrociliatus
Lineage: Eukaryota; Metazoa; Annelida; Polychaeta; Dinophilidae
Source: the annotation of a GenBank genome assembly
ACAUAUUCAAUAACAAGUUGAAUCAACCAAGAGUUUCAUUUUUCAUUCUGUGAACGAAACACCUAAUAAAGUAUUAAGAUGUCAGAUUUCAUACUUCGCCAGCUUUUUGAACCUGAAUCUAGCACGUAUACGUAUCUUUUGGCUGAUCCUGAGACUAAGGAAGCCGUUUUAAUUGACCCUGUCAUCGAAAAAGUUGACAGGGACGUGAUGCAAGUGACCGACCUAGGCCUAAAGUUGAUAUAUGCUUUGAACACGCACGUUCAUGCUGAUCACGUAACCGGCACAGGUUUGCUUAAAAAGAGAAUUACUACCUGCAAAAGUGUCAUAGCUAGGGUCAGCAAGGCAAGGGCGGACGUAUAUCUGGACCACGGAGAUACAAUUAAAUUUGGUCGCUUUGAAUUGGAAGUAAGAAGUACACCUGGACAUACGGAUGGAUGUCUUACUUAUGUUCUUCAUGAGAAAAAAUUAGCAUUUACAGGUGAUGCUCUCCUUAUAAGAGGAUGUGGAAGGACAGAUUUUCAACAAGGAAAUUCAGAGUCUCUUUACAAUUCGGUUCAUUCUCAGAUAUUAUCAUUACCAAAGGAUUAUCAAUUAUAUCCUGCUCAUGAUUAUACUGGACGAAGUGUUACAACAGUUGAGGAAGAAAGUCGUCUUAAUCCAAGACUGACUAAAUCUCUUGAAGAAUUUAUACAGAUUAUGAAUAAUCUUAAUUUACCUUAUCCUAAAAAAAUUGACCGAGCCUUGCCAGCUAAUAUGAUUUGCGGACUACAAGAUUGA